CGGUGUGCGUUGCCUAGGGCACAGCGAGGUCAAGCCGCAAACUACGAGACGUGUUGGGGUAAAAAUCAGGCAGGUGGAAAACGGGAUUACAGCAAAUCAGGUUUAAAUUCCGGAUCACACGGGCGCCAUUCCUAUGCAGGACCCUUCAGAACAGAACACAACUUCUUGUUGAGACCACUGGCACCAAACUUUCGCCACAAAAAGACCGUAGGACUUUAUACACUCAAGAACAUCACCUGAUGAUCUGAAGAGAUGGCCACUUCGCCACGCGGAGGGAUAAAGCUGUACUACUGCCCACGGUGUGGGAAAGGGUUCGCCAGUAAAACAGCAACCUUACAACACCUCAGAGGAAAGCAUGAGGGGUGUGUACAGUGCGACAGGUGCGGGAAGGAGGUCAAACGGACUCUGAUGAAGCAACACCUUAAGGAAGCCCACAUCACCGAAGACAUCAAGUCAUCAGACGAGAAAUCUCGACCGAACCGCGGGGAGGCGCCUGCGUACUUUGUGGCCUCUCAAACCAGCGUAACUUGCCGGAUGUGCGCGCAAAGUUUUGGUUCCGUGCACAGUAGAGAACAGCAUGAGAGGGAGGUGCACCUCUUCAACACAAGUUUGAGGGGAGCUCUGGCAUUACGGAUGACCAACGACAACUUCCUGGACAAUGUCCGGCCGGCCGGACUGUCCGAGUACGUCCGGUCAUCUCUCCAGUUGCCGUUUGACGGAGACAUGGGGUGUCAGCAGGAACUGGACAAACUCUUCCACUUCCUGAAGCACAAACUGCCGUUUCCUGUUCACAGAAUCGUCAAGGGCGGCUCGUAUAUCAAAGGCACGGACCUGGCCAGCAGAUGUGACGUCGACUUUGUCCUGUUCGUCAAGGGUUCCAGUUUACACGACCAGAUCACAAGUCUCAAGGAACAUCAAAAGGACUCGAGAAAUGUCUUGCAAAACAUACAGAUCAGUCUUAAAAAGUCAGACAUGGCGAACCAGAUCCUGAUGGAGAACAGCACGCCGUUCGCUAUCCGGUUCCAGUUCAAGUGUUACAAGAGCAGACACAUGCACCUGGUGGAUGUCAUGCCUAGUUUCGACACGCUGGGACCCAGUCCUUCAAAAGAGACCAGAAGAAUAUUGUACAGACAGAUAGAAGGCACCAAAGACCCGCCGGAUCGGCAGCACUUCUCCGUGUCGCUGAUGCAGCUUCAGGUCCAGUUUGUGAAGGUCCGGCCGGCGUGUGUGAAGGAUCUCAUCCGACUGGUCAAGCACUGGAAACUCACGUCAUUCGCACCACCGUCGGCGGACAACAGCAACAGGAGACUGCCGUCUUCCUACACGCUGGAGCUGAUCACCAUUCACGUGUGGGAGCGGGCGGGGCAUCCCAUCAACUUCUCCAUGGCGCAGGCUUUCAGAGCGGUGCUGCAAAAUCUCGUCAGCUAUCGUGAGAUCUGCAUCGCCUGGUUCGACAACUACGAACGGUCCUGGCCCGUCGUGCAGAAGAUUUUGAAAAGACCAAGACCAGUUGUACUGGACCCCGCUAACCCCACCAAUAACCUGUGUGAGACCAGUAACGCAUGGGACGAGGUGGCGCACGUGGCCAGGCACAGUUUGCUCAAGCCACUCUUUCACGGACUGAGGACGGAGGAAUGCUGGAAGAUGCCAGAGUGA
Branchiostoma floridae (Florida lancelet) is the source of this 1656-nucleotide messenger RNA. RefSeq names its product 2'-5'-oligoadenylate synthase 1-like. The record is from RefSeq and is a predicted model, not a curated record. The coding region runs from base 253 to 1656 and encodes 467 amino acids. Gene Ontology annotation, cellular component: membrane; cytosol; nucleoplasm. Gene Ontology annotation, biological process: regulation of ribonuclease activity. The transcript has 11 exons. Gene Ontology annotation, molecular function: 2'-5'-oligoadenylate synthetase activity; double-stranded RNA binding. Lineage: Eukaryota; Metazoa; Chordata; Leptocardii; Amphioxiformes; Branchiostomatidae.